Messenger RNA from Bombina bombina (fire-bellied toad), 2256 nucleotides. It is a transcript of the gene PPP5C, whose product is annotated as protein phosphatase 5 catalytic subunit. NCBI's taxonomy places the organism in Eukaryota, Metazoa, Chordata, Amphibia, Anura, Bombinatoridae. The record is from RefSeq and is a predicted model, not a curated record. Gene Ontology annotation, molecular function: protein serine/threonine phosphatase activity; protein binding. The coding region runs from base 13 to 1581 and encodes 522 amino acids. Gene Ontology annotation, cellular component: cytosol; nucleus. The transcript is spliced from 13 exons.
UCCCAAUAACUCAUGAUGCCAUCUACAACAUGGCCGCUUCCAUACCCAAUAUGGCCACCGUGCGUCGCUGUGCUGAUGACGCUUCUGGCCGGCGGGAAGAUGGCGGAGGGCGAGCGGGUGGCUGAGACCGGAGGAGAAGAAGCGGUCAUCGACCAUAGUGCUGCGGAGGAGCUAAAGGAGCGAGCUAACGAGUACUUCCGUGUAAAGGACUAUGAUAAUGCAGUGCAGUACUACACACGGGCGAUUGAACUCAGCCCCAACACAGCCAUAUACUAUGGGAAUCGAAGCCUUGCUUACCUGCGCACAGAAUGUUAUGGAUACGCAUUGGACGACGCAACGCGUGCCAUCCAGCUGGAUACCAAGUACACCAAGGGUUAUUAUCGGAGGGCAGCCAGCAAUAUGGCUUUGGGGAAACUGAAAGCCGCUCUGAAGGACUAUGAGACGGUAGUGAAGGUCCGCCCCAAUGACAAAGAUGCACAGAUGAAGUUUCAUGAGUGUUGCAAGUUGGUUCGGCAGAAGGCAUUUGAGCGAGCGAUCGCCUGUGAUAAGCCGACCCGUUCAGUAGUGGACUCGCUGAACAUAGAAGGAAUGACCAUUGAAGAUGAGUACUCUGGCCCCCAACUACAGGAUGGCAAAGUCACCCUGGAUUUUAUGGUAGAGUUAAUGAAAUUUUAUAAAGACCAGAAGAAGCUUCACCGGAAAUAUGUCUACCAGAUCCUGGUUCAGGUGAAGGAGAUCCUGUCCCAGCUGCCCAGCCUGGUAGAGAUCACUCUGGACAAGUCUGAAAAAGUGACCGUUUGUGGUGACACUCAUGGACAGUUUUAUGACCUAAUGAACAUUUUCCAUCUCAAUGGUCUCCCGUCGGAGAAUAAUCCUUAUAUAUUUAAUGGUGACUUUGUAGAUCGCGGCUCAUUCUCAGUGGAAGUUAUUGUGACCCUAUGUGGCUUCAAACUUCUCUUUCCAUCGCACUUUCAUCUACUAAGAGGUAACCAUGAAACAGACACUAUGAACCAAAUGUACGGGUUUGAGGGGGAAGUGAAGGCCAAGUACUCAGCUCAGAUGUUCCAGCUGUUUAGUGAGGUCUUCCAGUGGCUGCCGCUAGUGAUGUGCAUUAACAAGCGUGUGCUGAUCAUGCACGGAGGCCUCUUCUCAGAAGACGGGGUGACGUUGGAUCAGAUACGUAGCAUAGAACGGAAUCGCCAGCCGCCGGACUCCGGUCCCAUGUGCGACUUGCUCUGGUCGGAUCCUCAGCCACAGGAUGGACGCUCCACAAGUAAGCGAGGUGUGAGCUGUCAGUUUGGCCCAGAUGUUUCUCGUCGCUUCCUGGAGGAGAACGGUCUUGAUUACAUCAUUCGCAGUCACGAAGUGAAGCCAGAAGGCUAUGAGGUGGCUCAUAACGGGCUCUGCGUUACGGUAUUCUCUGCGCCGAACUACUGUGAUCAGAUGGGCAAUAAAGGUGCAUAUAUCCAUCUCAGCGGCUCUGACCUGAAACCAUUAUUCCAUCAGUUUGAGGCAGUGCCACAUCCCAACGUAAAGCCGAUGCUCUACGCCAAUUCUCUGCUGCAGAUGGGAAUGAUGUGAAGAUGCUGAUGGCAAGGCUGCUGCCUAACAGUUGCCUCUCAUGGGGGCUUCCUGAUUUAUUAGCCCCAGCUCCUUUCUAGAGCCACACGGGUAACAGAGGAAAGAGAGGAUUAUAUUUUAAUACUGUAAUAGACCCAGAGACUUGAGUGAGGGAGAGUGGGGGUGCGGUGUAAGGUGUGUGUGUGUGACACGAGUGGGUGGUGCGCGUGUGUAAAGCAGUGUAUGGGGGUGUAAAGCAGCUAGGAACGCACAAGAACCAUAUCCCCUCCUCCUUCCUGUAUGCCCAGUGUGUACCCUUCAUCCUGUGUGUACAUUUACCCUCUUACGCUGUCUGUAAUUAAAGCUUCUAAUAAAGAUUCACAACACCCACCAGAUGGCGACGCACGUCAAUAGAUCACAUGAUUAUGGUGUCGUGUAUGGGUAAAUUGUCUCCUCUUGGGUUAAUGGGCAGUGAACAUUCCAAACUGACAGAUCCAAGUAGCCACUUAUGGGCAAACAUAAUACCCAUAGUAUGACCUUUACCUGACCUAGAGAUAUGGGAAGGUUCCUACAGGGCAUGUAUUGAUAUGCACUUCCUGGGCUGUUCUCUGUGUUUAAUGCAACAUUAGACUCAAAAUUUAGUUCUCCUUAAAAUGUUUUAAUUAUGCAAAAUAAAAUUAUAAACUUUGUAACAUA